GUUACAGUGGAGAGCAAGAGAGGAGACAAGUGAGUGGAGCUGUAUCCUCCUCCGAGGUCCCGACACUGUGAUCCUGCUGCAGCUUCUGUCUGUCACUGACUGACUGAUCCAACACAGAUGAUGUCAUCAGAGCACCUGGUCUGUGGUUGGCUGCAGCAGCUGCUCAUUGUGCUUUUAAAGCUUUGCCUCACUUUUGCUGGGCCUCUGCAACCGCUCAAUGGGACUGACUGCACAGCUAAGGGUCCUGCCUCCUACAUACUGGUCUUUACUGGUCACUGGAGCCCACAGGCCUUCCCAAAGCAGUAUCCCCUCUUCCGGCCCCCUGCGCAGUGGUCCAAAUUCAUAGCGGUGAGCCAUAAUCGCCAUUUUCGGCUUUGGGAGGAAGGAGCUCUAGCCAGUGUAGGGGUGCAGAACUUUGCUGAAAUUGGGGUGACAGUGGAGCUAAUGAAGGCAGCCAAAGAGGCAAGAAAGAGACGCACGGUUGGAGCCAUGUACCGAACAGCUGGUAUCCCUAAUGGCAUUGGGCACAGCUCCACUGAGUUGCUCAUGCAGCCCCGGAGCUCACUGCUGUCUCUGAUGGUGAAGAUGAUCCCCAGCCCUGACUGGUUUGUUGGUGUGGACAGUCUCAACCUUUGCGAGGGCAGCCAGUGGAAACAGGAAGUGACCAUUGACCUCCAGCCUUAUGACGCGGGGACAGAUAGUGGAUUCACUUUCUCCUCUCCCAACUUCCCUGCCAUCCCCCAAGAAAACAUCACAAAGAUCACAUCUCAGAUGCCGAACCACCCGGCCAACUCCUUCUACUACCCAAGACUAAAGGAGCUUCCACCAAUCGCCAGCAUAAAGCUCAUGCGCCAGAGCAGAUCACCUGACCGUCAAACCUCCAUGUCUAAUCAUAUUCUGCCAAACUCUAUCAAUCCUCAGUAUUUCUCAGAAACACCACUGGACUGUGAGGUGUCUCUCUGGUCAUCCUGGGGUUUGUGUCUGGGUCCCUGCUCUAAAGGUGGUGUUCGCCACCGCACACGCUACAUUCUCUUGCGGCCGGCCAACGCUGGUGUCCCCUGCCCUGAGCUGGAGGAACAGACUGAAUGCGUACCACACAGCUGUAUGAAACUCCAGUAGCCUGCUGAGCACACAAGCACAGAUACUGCCAGUAUUCAACACUGGGACUCAUGUUAUACUGCUGGAGUGAGAAAUGCUGCUGCAUCUUGAUUUUUUCAUCUUUGUCACAGCCAAAUUGUGGAAAAAUAAGACUUGGUGCAUUACCUGUGCAGCUCAUUAUUUUUAGUGUAUGCACUCCUCUGGGUGUAUCUUAAAGGCAGUAAAGGGGAAAUGAAGCAUAGCAUUUUGUUGGAGAAGUUUAGAUAACGCUUUACAUGUGUUGAGGUAAAAAGUGAUUUUUAAAUUGAGAGGAAGCAUUACAAAUUCCCUGAAUGAGAAUAAUAGCUCAUUAUCACCCACACAUGCAUUUAAACUGCACACCGAUCAUUGCACAUCAGAGUCACAAAUGCACACACACUCUUAAAUGUAGGCACACAAAAUUCCUUUCAAAUACUGCAUACUACAGGCAUGGAGGCAUUAGUUUACAUAAGUAACCUAUACACGCUUGGCACAUGCAGGUCUCUCAAAAUAACCUCACACCCCGAUUUAUAAAUAUCACCUUUCACAACUUAUGGCUGACUUGAAGCUUGGAGCCAGUCUACAGACGCUGGCCGAUUUUA
Molecule: messenger RNA, 1718 nt
Organism: Scomber scombrus (Atlantic mackerel)
Lineage: Eukaryota; Metazoa; Chordata; Actinopteri; Scombriformes; Scombridae
Gene: spon2a
Product: spondin 2a, extracellular matrix protein
Exons: 6
Coding region: 118-1119 (333 amino acids)
Biological process (GO): cell adhesion
Cellular component (GO): extracellular matrix
Source: RefSeq, a predicted model, not a curated record